Molecule: messenger RNA, 4933 nt
Organism: Hemibagrus wyckioides
Lineage: Eukaryota; Metazoa; Chordata; Actinopteri; Siluriformes; Bagridae
Gene: ppm1f
Product: protein phosphatase, Mg2+/Mn2+ dependent, 1F
Exons: 8
Coding region: 243-1484 (413 amino acids)
Biological process (GO): negative regulation of protein kinase activity; protein dephosphorylation
Cellular component (GO): cytosol
Molecular function (GO): cation binding; protein serine/threonine phosphatase activity
Source: RefSeq, a predicted model, not a curated record
UGAUCUGUUGCUCGGUCAAUCCGGAUUGUAUACAGUAUGUUUGCUGCUUAUUUCCGGUCUCCGACUUCCGGUUGAGUCUCAGUGAGUGAGCUGAGGUGAGAUCUUUUAUAUCCGAGAGAAGGGAGUGUCAGCGCGAGACUAAAGACGUUCAGAGGUGCGAAGAGGAACAAGGCAGAUUGCAGAAGCGUCCAGUGUGAGACAGAAGGAACUCUCAUCAGGUUGGUCACUCUCAGAAGGCAGUGAUGGGGAUGAACGAGCAGGACGGAGCUCAGAGCUUCCUGAAAAGUUUCGUGGAGGAGUUUGAGAACCCGCUGGGACACGAUGACCCGCUUCCUCUCGCUCCACUCAGCCGCACCGUGACGCUGGAGGAGGUGAAGGGUGAAAGCCUGGACCUGGGGCUUAGACUGUUGUCUGCCAGGAACGCCUCUGGCUGGCUGAGUGCGUCAAUGUGCCAUGCUGCGGUCACUGAGCUUCUGAAAGAUGACCUUUCACCUUUCCACUGCCCUAAAGACCCUGAACAGCAGCAGGAGGGUGAAACAAAAGUAGUUUUGCUGCAGUCUGAGCCUCUUCAGCGUCUGUUUAUCAACAAGCUCAGAGAAGUGGGUGUGGCCUGGCAGAAACAACUGCCCAAUCAGACACCUCGGUCCUCGCGCUCCUGCCUCUGCUCUGUCCACGCCAUUCGGAACACACGCAGGAAGAUGGAGGAUCGGCACGUGAUGCUGCCUGAGUUUAAUCAGCUUUUCGGGUUACAGGACGGCGUGGAGCGCGAGUACUACGCCGUGUUCGACGGUCACGGAGGAGUCGACGCAGCCACUUACUCUUCUACUCACCUGCACGUCAUCCUCAGCCAACAGGAGACGCUGAAGAGCGACACCAGCGCGGCUUUUAAAAACUCCUUCGUACAAACGGACGAGAUGUUUAGGAUCAAGGCCAGGAGAGAGCGCAUGCGCAGCGGCAGUACGGGCGUGGCUGUGUUGCUGGCUGCCGAUUGGCUGACGGUGUCCUGGCUAGGCGACUCGCAGGCCAUGCUGGUGAGGAAGGGCGAGCCGGUCAUCCUCAUGGACCCCCAUAAACCCGAGAGAGAGGAUGAGAAGAAGAGAAUAGAGGAUCUGGGUGGCUGCAUUGCCUUCAUGGGCUGCUGGCGUGUGAACGGGACAUAUGCUGUUUCCCGGGCGAUAGGCGAUUUCGAUCAGAAGCCGUACGUCUCUAACGCGGCAGACUGUUCCUCGGUUCAGCUGAGUGGAGAUGAGGACUACGUGCUGCUGGCGUGCGACGGGUUCUUUGAUGUCCUGCGGCCGGCCGACGUCCCCGCCCUGGUCCUGGAGGCCCUGCAGGAGUCUGGUGGCUCGGGGCAGGAUGUCGCUCAGAGCCUGGUGGCUCAGGCCAAAGCUGCAGGCUCCAGCGAUAACAUCACCGUCUUGCUGGUGUUCCUGCGUGAACCUCGAGACCUUCUACUGUCCGAGCCGACGGCGGGGAAAGUGUGAGAGGACGAGACGAGACGAGAGUGUUCGAGGAGACCACUAGAGGGCUGAUGAUCUCUGUGCCAUCGCACUGUAUCUGACAUUGAUGCUUCACGUUGCUCAGCGUCAUGCGUUCAUGAUUAAGGUCAUCAGAGUUCUUAAUAUCAGAGAAACAGUGUUGUUUUCUUUUCUUUUUAAAACUGAUGCCUUUUAUUUGACUUUUUUUUUACAGCCUUGUUUUCUAUUAUGCCACUUUUACAUGCAUAAAUCUCUAAGAUUCCGUUUUUUUAUUUCCUGUCAGUUAUCUUUGCUCUGACUUCUUGACUGUUUAUGAUUUCCCAGGUGCUUUAUUCUUCCAAAAAAAGGCUGUGAUACUGCUCUUAUAGGGAUCAUUGUUCAUUUGUUUAAUAGUUAUGGUUAGAAACCUGUGUUUUUAUUUUUAUUUCAUUUCCUUUUGACGUUUAUUUAUAGCUGUUACAAAGCAGUAUAACGUAAUAGGACACGCCAGUCUGUAUCGGUCAUGCUAAGUGUUAUGCUUGGAAGAUAAUAUGCACAGUUUUUUUUGUCUUCUUAAGAACGUCAGUCUGUGUGUUAAAUGUUUUUAAUAUCUAUUUGUUCGUGACGUGAACUGUUAUCAGAUUUUCAGUGCCAAAAAAAAAAACAUUGAGAGACUAACUUAGCCAGGAGUUCUUUGUGUACUUGUUUGUGUUCAGUGUAUAUGUAUAUGAUUUAAUGUAUUUAACAUAAAGGAGCAGUUUGUAAUUUUUUAAGAGCUUUCAUCUACCUGUGAGCUGAACUACAGGUGCAUUGAUAAAAUUCACAAAACCCAAUUUCUCUGUUAAAACUCUGUUGUAAGACUUUCCUUUUAAAGGAACAUCAAAAAGAGCUCAUUUCUGGGCCAGAAAAAUUGUAAAAGUUCCUCAGAUUUCGACGGAAAUUCUGUCUGUUCCAUAGCAGUAUUGCAAAUCCUGGUUUGCUGAAAGUAUUUUCGAAGCUGUAUGAUUUAUUACAAGUUUAGAGAAGCACUUCUAAACUUUACAGACUCCACCUUUAAUCCUUUUUCCUCAGUGUUAAUAGUGAGUCACGUAGCGCUGGUCCGUUCUCCAGACUUUAAUUACUCCGUAUUCCAGACUUAGGCAGACUUUUGAGUCCAAGCCUGGGAAAAAAUGUCCUUCUAAGCAUGUAGGUUUCUCCAAAGACCUAGUUUAGUGUUUGUGUUCGCGUUUGAGGAAUAUUAACUUGCAGCCAGGCCGGCUUGCCGUCAGGCCGCAGGUCCCGCAUGCACUGGGGCGUCUCACGUUACCGCCUGUUCAAAUGUCAUGAAUAUUUGAAAGCCUUGUGACAUGGAGCUGAUAUGACUGGACCGUGGCUUUAAUGCGAGCAGGCUAAGAAUAGAGCUAACUAUAUAGAGCGUGAGACAGAGAAAGUGUUGAUUUAGUGAUUUGACGUCUAGAAAAAUGGAGAUGCGGCGAUUCUGUCACUUUUUACGUUCGCGUUCUUAAUCUGUCUUAACGGUCUUGUGUAUGACUGACUUCUAUUAUCUUCAGAAAAUGUUUCUUUAGGUUCGUUCUUCUGCUUAGCAUCGCAAUUCGCAACGAAGAUCAGACGUCUUGGAGUGACGUGUUUGUAUAUGUGAUAUAUAUAUGUUUUUUAAAAUGGACUCUUUUUGAAAUCUAACAAUACAACAGCUGUGCAUUUUUGUAUGUGAAAAACUGACAUAAAGGAUUUUGUAUCUGUCUUAAGAUAAGAUAAGAUAAUGGUUGCCGCGGUUACCGGUAUAAAUGGACUAGCAGGGCUAACCUCCUCUCUUGUCUUUCAAAAAUAGAAAAACAUGAAUUUUUUUUGGAGUUCACACCAGAUUAUUUCCUGAUAACAAAUCUCUUGGAAUAUUUUGUAAUUUUGUAGAAACGAGAGCAACAGCACCACGAAUGGUGAAUCGUCAAGAUUUAUAAAAAAAAAUACACUGAAUGGUAUACAGAAGUUGUUCUGUUGCUGAUUCCUUUCUAGAUUCAUGCGGCUUGUCAGAAUAUAUUUUAUUUGUCGGGAUAUUUAUAAUUCGAUUUGAGCCCUAACAAUUUUCAGCCGAUUUUUUAACUUUUCCUUCUUUCCUUGCUUCAGUCUUUCCUUCCUUCCUUCCUUCCUUCCUUGCUACCUUGUUUCCUUUCUUAUUCAAAUGCCAAUUCCCACCCAACAGUGACCACUCAGGAAGCUGGUCUUUUCAAACUGCUGCUGAUGGUCCAUCACAGCGCAGUGUAACACACUCGGAGGAAAGUGCAGUCUGCCCUCUUCCUCAUACAUGAGCUCAUUGGAAGCUAGUGAUCAGUUAGUGUCACUAAUUGCUGAGAGAGUAUUCCAUUCCUCUCACCCUGAGAUCAUGGUCAGUUGUGCUCCCUCAUCUCCUGGCUGUGGUUGGUUGGCUGUGGCAUUGUCUAGUUGGUUGUUUGAGUGUGUUUCCUUUAUAACAUUAUUGAAUGUUCCUGUUACCACAGCCUAUGUUUUCCUAACAUUUAUCAGAAACCUCUUAAACGCCUGACUGGACGUUCGGAUAAACUCUGGCGCUUUCCUGUCACGACGGUGAACACUUUUAGAUCGAGCGGGUGUGUACGUAUUUGACUGUGUCCUGCUUUAAUUUGCCUAUCUGGUUAUCUCUCAGCCAUGAGUCUUUACAGUCAUUGUGUGCCACCAACAUAAUGUAGGAACUUGAUCUGUCUGAUCUCCCAUUUCCCAUCAGAGGAGUAACACUUCAUGACAUCACUGGCGAUGUAAUCAGACAGAUUUGGAUAAAAGCCAACAUCCUGCUUUACCGAUGUAUAGUGUUUGUCGUGUAUAAAAGAACACGUUUUUUUGCUGGUGUGUCCAUUUUGUAUUCUCUCACACACAUUGUUUUUCAGCAGAAUUAACGUAUAAUAUAUCGGCCAUCAUGGGUAUUUCCGUUGAUCAACCCAUGAUGACUUACUUUCUGAUGCUGAAACCGAGUUUGAUGUUUGAAAAUGUUUAUCGACCGAAUGCCACGUCGCAGAGGAAAUGAAUAGUUUGUAAGAUGUUGAUGUUUGUACUAUUAGAACACGUGACUUCAGAACACCUAACACAUAUCUCACACUUUUGUGCCUUAUUUUGUUGUAAUACAAACACUGCCAAACCGUUUCUUUACCUUUUUACAUACUGAACUGCGACUUUCUUUGUUUCACUUGAACUUUUCUACAUUUCUAUUCUGCCUCUUUCAACAAUUUAUACACUUUUCUACUUUAUAUUGAUGAAUAACCUUGAUUCCAUGCUGGGGUUUUGUUUUUGUUUUUGUUUUUUUUGUAUGUCAUUAGAUUGUAAUACCUAAUUGAGUACGUUGGUCAUUUGGACAUUCUGUAUGGAAAAGUGUGUGGAAACCUUUUUCCUGGAAAGAACUGCAUUUCAUUUGCAUUCGCUAACAGGAGAGUUGAAAUCUAACCAGUCAGGAUAUCAAAUAAACAAUAACCAAA